Molecule: messenger RNA, 2595 nt
Organism: Trachymyrmex cornetzi
Lineage: Eukaryota; Metazoa; Arthropoda; Insecta; Hymenoptera; Formicidae
Gene: Karl
Product: lipocalin/cytosolic fatty acid-binding protein Karl
Exons: 4
Coding region: 126-842 (238 amino acids)
Biological process (GO): response to reactive oxygen species; lipid metabolic process
Cellular component (GO): cytoplasm
Source: RefSeq, a predicted model, not a curated record
CAUUCGGUAUGUACGUGGCCUUUAGUCGCUGAGCAAGACCCGACAGUCGAGGAGAGACGUCGUGCGCGAUCCAGCCGAUCAGCUUGUACCGUUUAUUGUGAGCGGAAUCUGAAUGCACGGUAAAGAUGCAUCCCGGAACGAGACGACGUUCGGGAUUCUACUGGUUGACAAUAACGCUGCUUAUCAUCGGAUUUCUCAUCGGCGACGCCGACAGUGUUUGGAAGAGACGGGAGGAUAAGACCAAGUGCCCAAAAGUGAAGGGAAUACGCAACUUUGACAUAUCCGAGUUUCUUGGAUUGUGGUACAUAGUACAAUACUAUGCAAGCUCAGAGGAAGCCCUCGUGUACAGAUGCAUGAGAGCCGAGCUCUCGGUUUCGCCUGAAAACGCUGAAGUUACCAUGAAUUUCACUUACAGCUUUACUGACGAUCCUAUUAACGAGCUGCUCGUUGGUAACAUCACAUGGAAAAUCCCUUCGCCGGACUUACCUGCUCAUUGGAUGCACGCUGAGUUACCAUACGAAGGAGUGUAUAAUACAUACGUAUUAGAUUCGGAUUAUAAAUCCUGGGCGUUACUAAUGCAUUGUGCUGAAAAGAGUAAAAGCCCAAGAUAUUUAUCUAGCUUCAUCAUGAGCCGUGAAGCGAGCCUCGGGGCAAAUGUCAUUUCUUAUCUUCGAGAGAAACUGCCUAGAUAUGACAUUGACUUGGAGUACAUGUUCCCUAUGGACCAAAAGCAGUGCAAUAAGACGGACAAUUCGGAAGAUAUGCUUAUACCGGCAGUGGCACCAGCUAAAAGGAGCCAUAUCAGAAGGCAUCCGUUGAAACGAAAACAUAGAGGCCAAUAAAUUUCGCUCAAAUCAAACGUCUCUUCAUUACUUUGGGCUAAUUUUAUUAAUUCAAUUAACAACGUGUUAUAAUAUUCUUCGUCUCUUCCUCUUAUUUAUAAUUACAUAAUUAUAAUGAACAUGUUAUUGUUUUUCUUUAGACCCGUCGUCUCUCUCAAUAUCUUAGCACAAUUCAUCCAAAUUAAUUGAGACACAUGUGCCGCAGCACGUACGGUCAUCAUGAUCACUGUCAUUAUUUAUCAUCAUCAUCGUUAUCAUUAGCAUAACAGUCGUCAGAUUAUCACUCAACGCACCUAGUACUUAAUUACUAGAUAUGGCAGCUACAACUUAUAAGAAAUAUUACAAAAUCACUUGUGAUUCAUGCUUCUCGCGCUUUCGCAAUGUUUUACGCAUACGAACGCUAUCACACCGACGGGCAACCUUUUUUUCUUGUGCGAGCAUUUUCGUUACUCGGCAAAUUCAUAUCUGGCUUUGUAAAAAUCGUUUCUGUCCGAUGUUAUAGUUACCGGUCCUCGCAAACGUGACAUUGCGUGACGAUAUCGUGACCCUCCCCUUCAUUUAUAUGCGUUUCUAAAAUAUAUAAUAAUCGAGCGCUUCUGCCACGACUGGUUCGUGUCAUCCUGCCGUGGUCGCGCGGAAUAGGAAGAACGCAUCGGGGGAGCGAGACACAAGCCUAUAUAAAUUCGCCUAUAUGUUUCGAGAUCGUUGCGACGACCGAGAAAGAGAGAGAAAGAGAGAGAGAGAGAGAGUGAGAAAGAGAAAGAGAAAAACAGACUGAUGAAGUCAAAGCUUCAACAGAUCUGUGAUAAACGCAACGUUGUCAACUUUAAACUAUCAUACCACGCCCGCAUGUAUACACGCAUUCAUUCCUUCGUUCUACGAGCAUAUACAUAUGCAAAUCACCUAUUAGUCUCCUAGUAAUUUUUUUAAUAUUAAUUAGUCAUACAUUUAAUUUUUUUUAAUCCUUUGUAAAUUAAUUACCUAGUUUUUAAAUCUGUAUAUUGUAAACCUGCACUCGCGCGCAUGCGAUUGCGUGCGUACGUAAUGUGCGUAUGUAUGUAUAUUGUGUGCGUGUGUAGACAAGUGGGCGGUGUGGGUUGGUGUAUGGGGACGCGUGGAUGCACGUGUGUACCUCUCUACUGAAGAGAUGUGUGUCAUUAUUUCAUAUAGCUGGUAAACUAUCUAUUUAUCUGAAAUUUACGUUUUAUAAAUAUCCUAUAAGUAGAUCCGCGUUUUUGUCAUUUCGUCAUUCGAUUAUACGCUUUUGUACGAAGGUGUAAGUAAUACGAACCGAGUGACAUUAUAGUUUUGACGUGUGCCCAUAUGUGUAUGUAUGUUAUGUACUUGCGUGCGUGCGUGUGCUUGCGUGCCUGCGUGAGUAUGUGUGUAUGUAAAUGUAUGUGUAUGUCUUGUACGAACUUAAAUAAUCUUAUACAAGCGCUUCCGAAUAAGCACUUGUAUAAUUCUCACUGCCGGAUCGGUAUCCGCCGUCUAUGCAUUCGUCCGGGAUUUGCAGUACGGCUUCGUGUGUUUGUAUAUAGGAAAUAUAAGAUCGUCAGGUGCAUCGGUGAAUAUUUGAUUUUGCGACCGAGGAGUCUGGUGAGCAACGACGAAUGGCAAUAGGAUGGGCGAGUGCACGAGCGAGCGAGCGAACGAGCCGUUUCGCCCCGACGGCGGUCUCGAUUGUCAAAAGUAGAAAGGUGAGAGAAGUUCGGCGGGCGAUAGAGAGAGAAAAAGAGACAAAGGAAAAAAA